AGUCACAUAAGGACACAUAUAUAGUGGCUGAUCAGACCAACUACACACAAGGAAACACUACUGACUAAAUUACCAACAAAAUAAAUCAGGGCAAUCAGAUAGUCAGUAUAAAUAAAUCCUUCUUCUAGCCUAACAAAAUAAUUCAGUAAACUAAUAUAACCCAAAGCAUUACUAAACUCUAAACUAAAUCCUCAAAUCCCCCCAUGAUGUGGCCGGCACUUGGUUUGGCCCAAUUGGCCACUUCCUUAAAAAAGGGCUGUGCUUCCUGGGGGUGGAUCCUUUUGCCCAAGCCUCUUAGGAAGCCCCUGGGCUGCAACAGCACCCUUUGCACUGCGAUACGGUCACUCAUGUUGUGUCAGAGAACAGCCAGGCUUUGUCACUGUGGACAUGGCUGAGGGGCUGCGAUCUGAAGAAUCUACCCAGCGUGCACGUGUUGGACAUCAGCUGGUUCACUGACAGCAUGAGAGAGGGGAGACCUGUUGCUGUGGAGACCAGACAUCUUGUUCAGGACACUGUGCCAGUACUUCCAGAAUGUUCUAUACCCACUCCUGAGGUCAAAGUUUCCCAAUACGCCUGCCAGAGACGGACAAACACGGAAAACUAUAACACGAUUUUCACAGAUGCGUUUGAAGUUUUGGCACUGAGCUAUGAAUUCAGUGAGAUUGAAGGUCAGUGUCAGGCCUUCAGGAGAGCUGCUUCAGUCCUGAAGAGUCUGCCCAGCGCGGUGCGGCGUCUGGGAGAGGUUCAGGAUCUGCCCUGCUUUGGAGAACAUACUAUAGGGAUCAUAGAGGAUAUUCUUCAAUAUGGCCAUUCGUUUGAGGUAGAGAAAAUACUGUCUGAUGAAAGGUAUCAAACAAUGAAGCUGUUCACAAGUGUGUUUGGGGUUGGACCGAAGACGGCGGAGAAGUGGUACCGCAGUGGGCUGCGCUCAUUCAGCGACAUUCUGACAGAGCCCGACAUUCAUCUGAACCCGAUGCAACAAACUGGUUUUCUGCAUUAUGAAGACAUCUCCAGGGCUGUCAGUAAGGCAGAGGCCCUAGCCCUUGGGAACAUUAUUGACGAAGCUGUCCAUGCGAUCACACCGGACGCCUUAACGACACUGACAGGUGGCUUUCGAAGGGGGAAGGAGUUUGGUCAUGAUGUAGACUUCAUUGUGACCACACCAGAGCCCGGGAGGGAGAAGAGUCUGUUACCUGACAUUAUCGACAGAUUUAAACAAGAUGGCAUUUUGCUGUAUUGUGAUUAUCAGGCUUCCACCUUUGAUGUGUCCAAUCUCCCCAGCCUCAGGUUUGAGGCUAUGGAUCACUUUGCAAAGUGCUUCCUGAUCUUGAGGCUGAAGGCAAACAAAGUGGAGGGAGGUCUCAACAGUGCAGAGGAAGACGACAGGGGCUGGCGGGCUGUGCGUGUGGACCUGGUGUCACCGCCUAUGGAUCGUUAUGCUUUCGCUCUGCUGGGCUGGACCGGCUCCAGGCAAUUUGAGAGAGACCUGAGGAGGUUUGCUCGAAUAGAGCGUCGGAUGCUUUUGGACAACCAUACCCUGUACGACAAAACUAAGAACAAGCUCCUGGCAGCUACGACUGAAAAGGACAUCUUUGCCCAUCUGGGUCUCGAGUACCUCGAGCCUUGGCAGAGAAAUGCAUAGGCCUCUGCUCCUCCCUGACUGGAUGAUACCCGCAGCGUACAUGAGUGUUUGUCCUGUCUGCCUACUCUGCUGUGAUUCGCUUUCAAACUGCUUUUUAAUUCCAAACAGUAAAGCGUUGUUGUUGCCAUUACAUUUUUUGUUGUCAUAUGGAUUACAUGCCGCUGUAUGAUUCAUAAUUCCUCUUAUUCACUAUUGUCUGUUGUAAACACUCCUUCACCAUUCCGUCUUGCCUGCCAUGGUCAGAACACAAAGACAAAUCAGUCAAGAGUAUGAAUCCUCUGGGGAGCCUGCGAGGUGCAAGAGAGAGAGGGAGAGUGUGAAAGAAACGCAGAGGGAAGCAAAAGAGGGUGACCAUGAAGAGAAAGGAGGGAGAAGACAGGAAGCUAUGAGGAAAGUGAGGGGGAGGGGAGCUUUUGUACAGCAAAAUGUUGUAAUCACCCUCCUCCUGGCAGGAAAGUGCUCGGCAUGAAGCUGAGCCAGGUCUCCGGGGAAUUGAGAGGCGGGUAAUGAGCUUCAGAUAGAGGAGCGUUUGGCGUCGCCAUUUAGCCUCCAUUUAAACCUACGUCCACUGGAGAUCAUUUAGCUGGCAUUCUGCUAUCCAAAGACCCAUAGCCUCCGCUCUUGUUCCACAAUGAGUCCCCUUCCCCAGAUGCUCGGCUGAAAUUAGAGGCACUCAGCUGCACCGGGAAAUUAGGAAGAAUUCAGACGGAAGGUAAAUGAGUCCACUAACCACACGGAUGGAUCUUGGCAUUCAAAGCGACUCUGGCUCCAGUGCAUAAAACAUCCAUUAUCUUAUUGCUUUGACUUUGGCUUAUGUUUUAUGU
Paralichthys olivaceus (Japanese flounder) is the source of this 2466-nucleotide messenger RNA. The record is from RefSeq and is a predicted model, not a curated record. Lineage: Eukaryota; Metazoa; Chordata; Actinopteri; Pleuronectiformes; Paralichthyidae.